UGUUGGCAGCUGUUGCCAUUUUGACUGACGGUGUACGUGCUCGAGUUGCUUCUAUUACGAUGUUGUGGUACGUGAUACUGGUCUUGUGCGCGGUAUCUCUGAGCAUCCAAAAUGAAGCUGACUUUAAAGUAGUAAACAUUUCGCAAGGACCCGUGCGUGGACGCAAGGAUCCUGACGGGAUUUACGUCUUUUAUAAUGUUCCUUAUGCCACCGCACCUACGGGAGAUAAUAAAUUCAAGGCUCCUCUUCCUCCACCAAACUGGACGGAACCAUUAGACGCAAUAGAUAAACGUGUGAUAUGUCUACAAGCCAAUUUUGAAAUGAUGGAUUUAAGCUCUAGGGUCAUGCAAGAGGCCUGUCUCAUUGCGAAUGUGUACGUGCCAGAUACUGAAGAGAAAGACUUGUCCGUGAUGGUUCAUAUACAUGGAGGAGCUUUUCAGGUUGGCUCUGGAGAAACAAUCACAGCAAGAAGCUUGAUGAAAAGUAACAAGAUAAUUUUAGUAAAUUUCAAUUAUCGCCUUGGCAUUAACGGUUUCCUUUGUUUGGGAACUAAAGACAUUCCGGGUAACGCGGGAAUGAAAGACAUGGUGGCAUUAUUACGUUGGGUUAACGCGAAUAUUGCCAGUUUCGGUGGAAACCCAAAUGACGUCACACUUGUGGGUUAUAGUGCAGGUGCCGCUGCAGCAGACCUUUUGAUCUUAUCCAAGUCUGCUAAAGGACUUUUCCAGAAAGUUAUUUUAGAGAGUGGUUCUAGCCUAGCUGAGUUUGCAGUCCAGUCGGAUCCACUAGAAAAUGCUAAGAUGCAUGCUAAAACUUUAAAUUUCACAAAUGUAGAUGAUGUUUACGCUUUAGAAAAGUUUUAUAAGACUCUCCCGCAUUCAAUUUUAACGCAAGAUGCGUUCUCUGAUAGAAAAGACUCCACUUUCAUGUUCUCACCGUGCGUUGAACGUGACGCACAAUCUGGAGACGAGGUGUUUUUACAUGACACUCCUAGGAAUAUUUUAAAGAAAGGGGAACUUACAAAAGUCCCCAUGUUAAAUGGUUUUGCUAAUAUGGAAGGGCUGUUUCGAAUAUCCAAGUUUGACUCUUGGAGUAUAGACAUGAACCGAAAAUUUUCAGACUUCUUGCCUGCUGAUUUGACUUUUGAUAGCGAUGAACAAAAAGAACUGGUGGCUAAUCAGAUAAAAGACUUUUAUUUCCAUGGUAAGCCUGUCGGCCCCGGGAAUGUUUUAGAAUACGUUGACUAUUUCACGGAUGUUUUGUUUGCAACUCCGGCAUUAAGGUCGUUGCACCUAAACUUAGAAGCUGGCAACACUGACCUUUAUUUAUAUGAGUUCUCAUUUGUGGACAAUGAUACAUCUUUGGUGCCUCAUACCACAGUAAGAGGUGCCGGUCACUGCGCACAAACGCAGAUUAUUUUUGACUGGGAUUCGUCAUUGUAUCCAGAUGAGAAAAUACCUUCACCUGAACAUGAAAAACUACAGAAAAUCAUGAGAGAAAUGUGGGGCAAUUUUAUUAUAAGUGGAAAGCCUGUGCCUGACGGGUCAUCUCUUCCCCCAUGGCCAGCUAUGAGCCUCAGCAGUUCCUCUUACAUGUCAUUGGGAGAGACGGUGGAGCUACGCACCGGCCUGCUGGCAGACCGAGCUACUUUCUGGAAGAACAUCUACGAGAAAUACUAUAGAGAGCCAGUGCCACCUAAACCGUAGAGGUCUUUGUAACUACUAGCUGUUGCGUCUCAAGCGUGGAGUCUCAAGAAAACAUAUUGCCACAUAAAAAUCCCGUGGA
This is a messenger RNA of Helicoverpa armigera (cotton bollworm), 1785 nucleotides long. Its product is annotated as juvenile hormone esterase. The record is from RefSeq and is a predicted model, not a curated record. The coding region runs from base 60 to 1706 and encodes 548 amino acids. The transcript is spliced from 3 exons. Lineage: Eukaryota; Metazoa; Arthropoda; Insecta; Lepidoptera; Noctuidae.